This is a messenger RNA of Salarias fasciatus (jewelled blenny), 2396 nucleotides long. RefSeq names its product NADPH oxidase, EF-hand calcium binding domain 5 (gene nox5). Gene Ontology annotation, cellular component: plasma membrane; NADPH oxidase complex. NCBI's taxonomy places the organism in Eukaryota, Metazoa, Chordata, Actinopteri, Blenniiformes, Blenniidae. The record is from RefSeq and is a predicted model, not a curated record. Gene Ontology annotation, molecular function: calcium ion binding; superoxide-generating NAD(P)H oxidase activity. Gene Ontology annotation, biological process: defense response; superoxide anion generation.
AUGGCGGUGGACGAGGACGCCCGCUGGCUGGAGUGGGUCACCAAGCAGUUUGAGAGCAUCGCUGGAGACGACAAGGAGAUCGACCUGGACGAGUUCAAGACGGCCCUGAAGGUCAAAGAGUCCUUCUUCGCUGAGCGCUUCUUCGCCCUGUUCGACUCGGACGGCAGCAGCUCCAUCAGCCUGGAGGAGCUGCUGGAGGCUCUGGAGCUGCUGAUCCACGGCAGCGAGACGGACAAGCUGCACUUCCUGUUCCAGGUCUACGACGUGGACGGCAGCGGCUCCAUCGACCCGGACGAGCUGCGCACGGUGCUGAAGUCGUGCCUGCGGGAGAGCGCCAUCUCCCUGCCGGAGGAGAAGCUGGACGACCUGACGCUGGCGCUGUUCGAGUCGGCCGACAGGGACCGGAGCGGAGCCAUCACCUUCGAGGAGCUGAAGGCCGAGCUGGAGACGUUCCCCGAGGUGAUGGAGAACCUCACCAUCAGCGCUGCUAACUGGCUGAAGCCCCCGGAGGUGGAGCAGCGGCGGCGCCGGACGCCGCGGUACCUGACCCGGGCCUACUGGCACAACAACAGCCGGAAGCUGCUGUUCCUGGUUCUGUACGCGCUGCUCAGCCUGCUGCUGUUCCUCGGCGCCGUGCUGCAGAACCGCCGCGGCGGCGCCUGGUUCAUGGUGGCCAAGGGCUGCGGACAGUGUCUCAACUUCAACUGCACCUUCGUCAUGGUGCUGAUGCUGCGCCGCUGCCUCACCUGGCUCAGAGCCACCUGGGUGGUCCGGGUUCUCCCUCUGGACCAGAACAUCCUGCUGCACCAGAUCGUGGGUUACUGCAUCCUGUGCUUCACGCUCGUGCACACCACCGCGCACGUCUUCAACUUCGCCCGCCUGGCCCAGCGCGGCCCCUUCACCCUGCUGGAGUACCUGCUGACCACCCGGCCCGGCGUGGGCUGGGUCGGCGGCACGGCGUCGCUCACCGGGGUCGUCCUGCAGGCCGCCAUCUGCCUCAUGGUGCUCUGCUCCUCCACCUUCGUCCGGCGCAGCGGACACUUCGAGGUCUUCUACUGGUCCCACCUGUCCUACGUCUGGGUCUGGGCCCUGCUCAUGGUCCACUGUGAGAACUUCUGGAAGUGGUUCGUGGUCCCGGGUCUGGUCUUCCUGCUGGAGAAGAUCGUGGGCGUGGCCGUGUCCCGGAUGGGCGGGCUCUACAUCGUGGAGGUCAACCUGCUGCCGUCCAAGGUCACCCACCUGGUGAUCCGGCGGCCUCAGUUCUUCCACUUCAAGCCGGGGGACUACGUCUACAUCAACAUCCCCGCCAUCGCCAAGUACGAGUGGCACCCGUUCACCAUCAGCAGCGCGCCGGAGCAGCCGGACAGCCUGUGGCUCCACGUGCGCUCCAUGGGUCAGUGGACCAACCGGCUCUACGAGUACUUCAGACAGCUGGAGGGCCCAGCAGGGGGCCCAGCAGGGGCCCAGCAGGGGGUCCCCAGAAGGCUGGCCUCCAGUCUGAGGACCCGCCGCCAGCUGCUCAGGGUGCAGAAUGAGCUCUUUAGCUCCGCCCACUCUGAUGGAGGCGUGGCGUCCAAUGAGGACGAGGCGGUGGAACUCACCAUGUUCCGGCAGAACGGUUCUCCUGCUGUGGCCCCGCCCCCACCAUCCCCAGAUCCGCCUCCAGAUGGGGCGGGGCUGGCGGAGCGAGGCGAGGCUCCGCCCCUCAGAGAGAUUUCUGCCAAGUUUGCUGAAAACCACAGAUUCUGCAACAUCAAGUGCUAUGUGGACGGGCCGUACGGGACGCCCACUCGUCAGAUCUUCGCUUCUGAACACGCCGUUCUGAUCGGAGCAGGAAUCGGAAUCACGCCGUUCGCCUCCAUCCUGCAGAGCAUCAUGUACCGGUACCGCAUGAGGAAGCAGAACUGUCCUAAGUGCAGCUACUCCUGGUGUGAGAACAUUAAGGACAGCGAGAUGAAGCUGCGUAAAGUGGACUUCAUCUGGAUCAACAGAGACCAGAAGUCCUUCGAGUGGUUUGUGAGCCUGCUGACCAAACUGGAGAUGGACCAGGCCGACGAGGAGCCUGAGGGCCGCUUCCUGGAGAUGCACAUGUACAUGACCUCCGCUCUCAGUAAGAACGACAUGAAGGCCAUCGGCCUGCAGAUGGCGCUGGACCUGCUGGCCAAGAAGGAGAAGAGGGACUCAAUCACUGGUCUGAGGACCAGAACCCAGCCUGGACGCCCUGAGUGGGGAAAGGUGUUCCAGAAGGUGUUUGAGGAGAACAAAGGGAAGGUCCACGUGUUUUACUGCGGUUCUCCAGCUUUGGCCAAAGUCAUCAAAGCUCAGUGUGAACACUUCGGCUUCAACUUCUACAAGGAGAACUUCUGAGGGCGUGUGUGUGUGUGUGUGUGUGUGUG